GGAGCGGAAGGAGGAAGAGCAGAGGGAAAACAUUAAACUCUUCAAGUGAAAAUCCUCUAUAAAUAUAACAUUUGUGCAAUGGAAGUCCCCGGAGCGGACAGCGACUGGAGGAGCCCUCAGUUCCGACAAAAAGUCGUCGCUCAGAUUGAAGAGGCCAUGAGGAAGGCAGGAACAGCCCACACCAAGUCGAGCAAUGACAUGGAGAACCACGUUUACGUCAAAGCCAAGUCCAGAGAGGAGUAUCUGUCUCUGGUGGCGAGGCUGAUCAUACAUUUCAGAGACAUCCACAAGAAGACACUCGGAGCUCCAGAUCCCAUGAAUGCCCUGACUAACCUGACAGGGGUUGGAGGGGGCCCGGGCGCCAUUGGCAUGGGGCCUCGCCCCACCGGUGCUCCAGUGGGUGGCAUGGGGGCCAUGGGGCCGAUGCAGAUAGGCCAGCAUGCCAUGGCAGGGGUGGCUGGAAACCCACAAGCCAUAGGGGGUCCGGGCCAGAUGCCGAUGCAGCAGAUGGUGCAGGCGCAGCAGGCGCAGCAGCAGCAGCAGGCGCAGCAGCAGCAGUCCAUCCAGUUCCAGCAGUUCCAGCAGGCCCAGCAGCAGCAGCAGCAGCAGCAGCAGAACGCUGCCAUCCAGCAGCAGUUCCAGGUGCAGCAGCAGCUGAGGUCAUCGGAGGGGUUUGUUAGAGGGGACUUUGUGACAGAGCUGGCAGUGACGGGGGUCCUCCUCAGGGGUCAGGUCUGGGACGGGGCUACGCCCACGUGGCCAGGUCAGGCUCGGACUACAGGUGUGACGUGGGGCUGCCACCUUGUGGGCUCACCACCUGCUCAGGCUCAGGCUCAAGCCCAGGCCCAGGCCCAGGCCCAGGCUCAAGCUCAGGCUCAGGCCCAGGCCCAGGCUCAGGCUCAGGCUCAGGCCCAGGCUCAGUCCAUCCAGCACAUGGUUCAGCAGCAGCAGGUUCAGGCCCAGGCUCAGCCUCAGCCGGGUCAGAUGCCUCCACACGCUCAGCAGCAGCAGCAGCAGCAGCAGCCCGGCAUGGUGCCUCAGUCUCUGGCCGGACAGAUGGCGUCCACUCAGCACGUUCCCAUCAACUCGCUGAGUCAGCAGCAGCAGCAGCACCAGCUCAAGAUCCAGGCCUUCCAGGCCCGUGCAGCCUUGCAGCAGCAGCAGCAGGUCCAGCAGGCGCAGCAGGCCGCAGCGCAGCAGGCCGCAGCACAGGCACAGCUCAACGCCGCCGCCGCCGCUGCUGCCGCUGCCGUUCCCGGACAGUUGGUCCGUCCUGGGAUGCAGAUUCAGGCCCGCCUGCCUCGAGCGACCCUGAACCCUUCCAUCCCUCCCCCAAAUGCUGCUGCCGCUGCCGCCGCCGCCGCCGCUGCCGCCGCCGCCGCGGUGGGAGGACAGCCAAUGACACAGCAGGUACAGCAGCAUUCAAUGAUGUCAUCGCCAUCACCAGUGCAGGUCCAGACGCCGCAGUCGAUGCCUCCGCCUCCUCAGCCGUCGCCUCAGCCUCCAACUUCGCAGCCCAACUCAGCCAGCUCCGGUCCCACUCCGUCUCCGGGGGGUUUCCAGCCCAGCCCGUCCCCUCAGCCCUCACAGAGCCCCGCCAAUGCCCGAACCCCCCAGAACUACGGCGUCCCCUCUCCUGGACCACUCAAUACUCCAGGUAACCCCAGCUCAGUGAUGAGUCCAGCUGGAGCCACGUCUCUGGAGGACCAGCAGUACAUGGAGAAACUCAAACAGCUCUCUAAGUACAUCGAACCUCUUCGCAGGAUGAUCAACAAGAUCGACAAAAAUGAAGACAGAAAGAAGGACCUGAGUAAGAUGAAGAGUCUGUUGAAUAUCCUGACGGAUCCAAACACCAGGUGUCCUCUGAAGACGCUGCAGAAGUGUGAAAUCGCUUUAGAGAAGCUGAAGAACGACAUGGCUGUGCCGACCCCCCCUCCCCCUCCGGUGGCCACUAAACAGCAGUAUUUGUGUCAGCCACUGCUGGACGCCGUCAUGGCCAACAUCCGCUCUCCGGUCUUCAACCACUCUCUGUACCGAACCUUCGCCCCCGCCAUGACCGCCAUCCACGGACCCCCCAUCACGGGUCCCAACGUCUCUGGAAGAAAGAGGAAGCACGAGGAGGACGAGCGGCAGACCAUCCCCAACAUCCUGCAGGGAGAGGUGGCCCGCCUCGACGUGAAGUUCCUCGUCAACCUGGAUCCUUCGUUCUGCAGUAACAACGGCACCGUGCACCUGGUCUGCAAGCUGGAUGAUAAGAACCUUCCCAGCGUUCCUCCUCUGCAGCUCAGCGUUCCUGCCGAUUAUCCCGAUCAGAGUCCAUACUGGGCCGACGACGGGGACCAGUACGGUGCCAACAGCUUCCUGCAAACGGUCCACAGAAACAUGACGUCCAAACUGCUGCAGCUGCCGGACAAACACUCAGUGACGGAGCUGCUCAACACCUGGGCUCAGAGCGUCCGGCAGGCCUGUCUGUCUGCCGCCUGAAGCCCCGCCCACCUGACAUCAGCUGCUACACACACACACACACACACACACACACACACACACAGAGUUCAUCAGAAACAGUCUGAUGUGGUCUCAGACUGGUUUCAUCAUCAAACAUUAAAGACUGGGAAAGAAACUGGUGUGCCCCACGCUCAUCGCAGUCCCUGAACGCUCCAUGACCGUCGUAACUGACAUUGCCUUGCUGGGUCCCGUGGUCUGAUCCUGACAGUAUUCCUGAUGAAUUCUGGGUAAAUGAAGCUGUGUUCAGAAGUUCUUUGAUCACAGAAGCACCAGUUUCACAGUUUGCUUGUAUAUAAAAUGUUUCUGCAGUGACGGGCCGCUUUCAAAACGUACAGACCACCACGUAAACAGCUGAAGUCCUUUAUCCCGACACAUCUCUGCUCCCUGAAUGCAGCACAUGGUUCCCUUCAUUUAGCAGGAACGAUUUGUUUUGUACCACAGAGGAGCGCUGCGAUAAAGACUCUAAAAAUGUUCGUACACUUUGCUCUUCAAAGCAAAAAUAUAAAUGUUUGUUUGUUUUUGUCUUUGCUAUCGCGAAUAAAAACUUUUCAGUUCAACCU
Messenger RNA from Chelmon rostratus (copperband butterflyfish), 3065 nucleotides. It is a transcript of the gene med15, whose product is annotated as mediator complex subunit 15. Gene Ontology annotation, biological process: regulation of DNA-templated transcription. The record is from RefSeq and is a predicted model, not a curated record. Lineage: Eukaryota; Metazoa; Chordata; Actinopteri; Chaetodontiformes; Chaetodontidae. The transcript has 19 exons. Gene Ontology annotation, molecular function: transcription coregulator activity. The coding region runs from base 79 to 2484 and encodes 801 amino acids.